AUGGCAUCUACCUGCCUGCAGUAUCUGUCCUUCGAUGCCUUUGAAGCCGGACCUUGCCUUUCUUUCGAUGAGCUGCGCCGGCGGCGAAAAACUCAUGUGCUUUUCGAUUACGCGGCAAAAGACCUCGGCAAGCAUAUGUUGGGGACUCUAUUCGUUGGAGAACGUGGAGUCGGCGUACAUGACUUCCCCGGCGACUUCCUGGGCAUACACUACGCAUCAUACCUAGGGCUUGCAGACGUCGUCUGCCGGUUGCUAGACCAGAAGAGAGAAGACCUGGACGUGGCGGACUCGUAUAGACGUACACCAUUAACAUGGGCAGCAGAGGAUGGGCAUGAGACUGUGGUAAAAGUAUUGCUGGACAGGAUGAGCGCGGUAUACUUGGAGGGCGAAGCCGACUGGACAUUAUUCUCGAACAGCGAUGCAAGAGACAUCCACGAGAGCGAGCUAGAUACCUACAUCUUUUGUAUGACGGGGUUCUCGCCAAACGCAACAAACAUGCUGAGCCGGACACCGUCCUCGUGGGCUGCCGAGGAAGGACUUUAGGACGUAGUCAUGGCUCGGCUGGAGAAGGGUGCCACAGUCACCACGGUGGAUCGAUUCGGAGACACGCCACUGUCUUUGGCAGCAGGGAGAGGUUUUUAAGCUGUAGUCAGUAUACUCUGUGAGUACGGUGCUACGCUGCCAACCUAGAUAGUUGGUUAUUAUGUCAUUGAAAAACGAGAAGAUGAUAAUUAGGGGCAUUGUGAUGACCUUAUCUGCAUAGUGUUAGCAGUCG
Aspergillus aculeatus ATCC 16872 is the source of this 775-nucleotide messenger RNA. RefSeq lists its product as uncharacterized. Bases 1 to 543 code for a protein of 180 amino acids. The transcript is spliced from 2 exons. Gene Ontology annotation, molecular function: protein binding. The record is from RefSeq and is a predicted model, not a curated record. NCBI's taxonomy places the organism in Eukaryota, Fungi, Ascomycota, Eurotiomycetes, Eurotiales, Aspergillaceae.